AUGGUGGGUGGCAUGGUGGAUGGCAUGGUGGAUGGCAUGGUGGGUGGCAUGGUGGAUGGCAUGGUGGAUGGCAUGGUGGAUGGCAUGGUGGAUGGCAUGGUGGAUGACAUGGUGGAUGGCAUGGUGGAUGGCAUGGUGGAUGGCAUGCGGCGACCUGCAUGGUGGAUGGCAGUGGGCGUGGUGGCGGAGCUGGCGGUGGCGUGGAGCAGCACUGCGGCGUGCAAGACGUGGAUCCGCGGCAGGGACUGCAACACCUUCACAGGCCUGCGCUGCGACGCACAGGGGCACGCCGUUGCCAUUGACGUGCAGGGCGUGAACAUCGUUCCCGCGCGCAUUACGCAGCUGGAGCACCUCACGUCGCUGAGCAUCACAUCCAGCAGCCUCGACAAAGGCGUUCCACCCGCCAUCCUCGCCAUGCCCACCCUCAAGCACCUGAAUCUGACGGGCUGUCGCAUAUCCGCGUUGCUGUCGUCGUUCGUCACUCGCAACAUCCCAAGUGCUCUCGAAACCUU
This is a messenger RNA of Closterium sp. NIES-65, 512 nucleotides long. The record is from the annotation of a GenBank genome assembly. NCBI's taxonomy places the organism in Eukaryota, Viridiplantae, Streptophyta, Zygnematophyceae, Desmidiales, Closteriaceae.